This is a messenger RNA of Chrysochloris asiatica (Cape golden mole), 2766 nucleotides long. It is a transcript of the gene RAD54B, whose product is annotated as RAD54 homolog B (S. cerevisiae). Gene Ontology annotation, biological process: double-strand break repair via homologous recombination; reciprocal meiotic recombination. The coding region runs from base 1 to 2766 and encodes 921 amino acids. The transcript is spliced from 15 exons. The record is from RefSeq and is a predicted model, not a curated record. Gene Ontology annotation, cellular component: nucleus. NCBI's taxonomy places the organism in Eukaryota, Metazoa, Chordata, Mammalia, Afrosoricida, Chrysochloridae. Gene Ontology annotation, molecular function: ATP-dependent chromatin remodeler activity; DNA translocase activity; ATP binding.
AUGAGACGAUCUGUAGCACCAAGUCAGUUGCAGGGGAAUCCUUCGAAAAAACUGAAAUUUGUGCCACCAGGAAGAAGUAAUCCAAGUAUAAAUGAAGAGAUUGCAAAGCCGAGUCCACAUAUAAAAUUAUUUGAGGGAACAAACCGGGAAGAGCCACCGGGUCAGGGGCUCGGAAGGGAAGGGAGGCAGGCUGUGGGACGCGGUCUGUCGGAGCCGCUGUCGGAAGCGAGGGAUGCUCCCGCUGCUGAACCCCGGGGUGGCUUCCAGCGGAGGCGGAGCUUGAGGGACAUCAACCUUUUCACUGCUCAGCGCUUUCUUAUGGAAGAGUUUGUAGUUCAUUCGGCCUCAACAGAGCUAACAAUGUCCAAGGCAAAAGAAGAGGAAACUGACAAUCUGGUUAAAUAUUUCAGUGUUGUUUGGUGUAAGGCUUCAAAAAAAAAACAUAAAAAGUGGGAAGGUGAUGCUGUUCUUAUUGUAAAAGGCAGAUCACUUACUUUAAAGGACUUGGAAGGCAAAGACAUUGGAAAAGGUAUUGGAUAUAAAUUCAAAGAUCUUGAAAAGAUUGAUGAUGGUCAAACGCUGAUGAUUGGUGGAAAAGAAAUAGAAGUCAUGGGUAUAAUCUCUCCAGAUGACUUCAACAGUGGCCAGUGUUUUCAGUCUGGAGGAGGAAGUCCUGCUAUUUCAAGUUCUUUUCAGACUGCCAAGAAGUGUUUCUCUAACCCUUUCAAAAGUGUCUGUAAACCAGAUUCAAAGAAAAAUACACUGAAUGAUUUCCAAAAUUGCAAACCACGCCAUGACCCAUAUGCACCAAAUUCCCUUGUUAUGCCGCGUCCAAACAAGACUCUUCAGUGGAUGUUCAAUAAGAAUUGUUGCCCUGUUGUGGAUGUAGUGAUAGAUCCUCAUCUUGUAUGUCAUCUGCGACCACAUCAGAAAGGAGGAAUCAUAUUCCUUUAUGAAUGUGUGAUGGGAAUGAGAAUGAGCGGCAGAUCUGGAGCUAUUCUUGCUGAUGAAAUGGGCUUAGGGAAAACACUGCAGUGCAUUUCCCUCAUCUGGACUCUCCAGUGUCAGGGGCCUUAUGGAGGCAAGCCCGUGAUAAAGAAGACCCUGAUCGUCACACCUGGAAGCUUGGUGAAUAAUUGGAGGAAGGAAUUUCAGAAAUGGCUGGGAAGUGAGAGGAUCAAGAUAUUUACUGUCGAUCAGGACCACAAAGUGGAAGAAUUUAUCAAUUCUCCAUUAUAUUCUGUUCUUAUCAUCAGCUAUGAAAUGUUGCUUCGCUCUCUGGAGCAAAUGAAGAAUAUAAAAUUUGAUCUUCUAAUCUGUGAUGAAGGGCAUCGUUUAAAGAACAGUGCCAUUAAGACAACUGCAGCCCUCACUAGUCUCUCAUGUGAGAAAAGAAUCAUUCUAACUGGUACUCCAGUGCAAAAUGAUUUGCAAGAAUUUUUUGCCCUAAUUGAUUUUGUAAAUCCAGGCAUAUUAGGUUCUUUGUCAUCCUAUAAAAAAGUAUAUGAAGAACCGAUCAUUAUAUCUAGACAACCUACUGCUUCUGAGGAAGAAAAGAAUUUAGGAGAGAGAAGAGCAGCUGAACUUACUCGGCUCACUGGUCUUUUUAUCCUUAGAAGGACCCAGGAAGUCAUAAAUAAAUAUCUUCCACCAAAAAUAGAGAAUGUGGUCUUUUGCCAGCCAGCAGCACUACAGAUUGAACUUUAUAGAAAGCUGUUGAAUUCCAAGGCUGUCAGGUUCUGUCUUCAAGGAUUUUUGGAAAACAGUUCUCAUUUAAUAUGUAUAGGAGCUCUCAAAAAACUGUGCAACCAUCCCUGCCUUUUGUUCAGUUCUAUAAAGGAAAAAGAAUGUAGCUCAACCAGUGGUGAAAGUGAAGAAAAGCAUCUAUAUGAAGGCUUGAUAAAUCUGUUUCCUGCUGUUUACAACCCUCUCCUGUUUGCUGAGGAGGAGUCGGGAAAACUACAGGUGUUGUUAAAGCUCUUAGCAGUUAUCCGUGAACUUCGUCCUUCCGAAAAAGUGGUUUUGGUGUCUAACUACACACAAACUUUGAACUUAUUACAAGAAGUAUGCACGCGUCAUGGAUAUAGUUAUACAAGGCUUGAUGGACAAACCCCAGUCUCUCAAAGACAGCAGAUUGUUGAUGGCUUCAAUAGUAAAUACUCUGUCGAUUUCAUUUUUUUGUUAAGUUCAAAGGCUGGUGGUGUGGGACUUAAUCUUAUUGGAGGAUCUCACUUAAUUCUCUAUGACAUUGAUUGGAAUCCAGCCAUUGAUAUCCAGGCAAUGUCUAGAGUGUGGAGAGAUGGUCAGAAACAUCCUGUACAUAUUUACAGACUUUUAACCACAGGUACAAUAGAAGAAAAGAUCUACCAGAGACAAAUCAGCAAGCAAGGUCUUUCUGGGGCAGUUAUGGACCUGACCAAGACAUCUGAACAUAUUCAGUUUUCAGUAGAGGAACUUAAGAAUCUGUUCACGUUGCAUGAAAGUGCCCAUUGUGUUACUCAUGACCUGCUUGAUUGUGACUGUGCAAGAGGAAAGGACCGCGCAGAUGAUUCUAUGGAAAAAGACCUUAUAUCUAGAGAUUGUCAGCUUGGUCCAUAUCACCAGAAAUAUAGCUCCAUGAAACCUCUCUCUAUGUCACAACUGAAGCAAUGGAAACAUUUUCCUGCAGAUCAUUUAAACCUUCCAGAUCCUUUUCUUGAAAGGAUAAGAGAAAAUGUAUCAUUCUUUUUCCAGAAUGUAACUAAUCAAGCUACUGCUGUAUCAUGA